Molecule: messenger RNA, 705 nt
Organism: Pediculus humanus corporis (human body louse)
Lineage: Eukaryota; Metazoa; Arthropoda; Insecta; Psocodea; Pediculidae
Product: zinc finger protein, putative
Exons: 2
Coding region: 1-705 (234 amino acids)
Biological process (GO): central nervous system development; regulation of transcription by RNA polymerase II
Cellular component (GO): nucleus
Molecular function (GO): RNA polymerase II cis-regulatory region sequence-specific DNA binding; DNA-binding transcription factor activity, RNA polymerase II-specific
Source: RefSeq, a predicted model, not a curated record
AUGAGCCAGGAUUUCGAUCAGGAAGAUAUGAGCGGCCGAAUUCGUAACUUUCCUUGCAUGUAUUGCGGAGUCCGUUUUCCUCAUCAGAGCAAGCUGACCAGACACAUUCUAUCUCACAGCCUAGAGACUCUUAAAUUCAGGGAACAGUCUCAUCCGCAAAUGGUGCAUCCCGUACUGGGUCUAGAGUCGAUGAAUUUCAUGGAUAAUCAUUAUUCUACCUUUCCUCAAAAGUUUGAAGCCUUCGAACAGCCGUCCGACGGAUCGAGCGACGUCGAUUUUACCGCUUCCUUUCAAAUAGGUGGCGACGGCUGUCAGACAAAUUCGGUUUUGUGCAAAUUCUGCGGGAAAUCGUUUCCCGAAGUGGGAUCUCUCAUAGCCCACUUGCCCGUUCACACGGGAGAUAGACCUUUCAAAUGCGAAUAUUGUGGGAAAGCCUUUAAAUUGCGUCACCACAUGAAAGAUCACUGUCGGGUACACACGGGAGAAAGACCUUUCAGAUGCUCGAUAUGCGGGAAAACAUUUUCGCGUUCCACAAUAUUAAAAGCUCACGAAAAAACUCAUUACCCAAAAUUCGUGCCCAAAUUCGUCGCGUCUACUUCCAUCGACCAUAUAGACGAUACAGGGACGGCGCCAGCAAUCAUUCGAAAAUUUUCACCCUCUGCGAUCGAUCCGUAUCCGGAAGCGGGUUCUUCACAUUCUCAAUAG